AUGCCCGACCUCGCGGUCGACUCUGUGCCAUCAUAUGUGUGUUCGCUGCAUGCUCGUGUCGGGCGUGCGCCCCAAACGUCAGCACACCGUAGAGGUCUGUCCUUCGGCGUCCGGCAGGUGGUGCUGUCUGAGCAGCCCGUGUUGGAGGCGGCCCUGAGUUCGGACCGUUGUGCCCCCCACUUGGACAAGUUGGCGACAGCGAGCCAGGUGGAUACCGCGUCGCCCUUGUUCCCGGCGACCGUGUUCACACAGGAGUUCGGCAUACUUGAUGCAGCGGAGGCAGCAGGCGAAGCGGUGCGCUUGGAGCUGGAGAGCAUGCAGUACCAGGUGGACGAGGCCUCCCCGAUCCUGGAGAGUGUGAGGAAGGUGUCCGAGGUCAUCGAGGAGUUGGGGCUCUUCCCGGGCUUGCCCAGGGGCAGCGCCGAGAAGUUGUUGCUGGUCAGCAGAGUCAACGCGUACGGCGGGGAAGGCAAGCAGGUGUUGUUGGCGCGCGGGCGCUUGAUAGCGCACUCUUGCCGGCCCAAUUGCGUUUUCGUAUCAAGUUGCCUGUGGCAAGUCUUGCUAACGUUAUGA
Prorocentrum cordatum is the source of this 573-nucleotide messenger RNA. The record is from the annotation of a GenBank genome assembly. NCBI's taxonomy places the organism in Eukaryota, Dinophyceae, Prorocentrales, Prorocentraceae.